UACUCUCUCCCUCUCCCUCUCCUUCUCCCUCUCUAUCUCUCUCUCUCUGCAACAUACUCUCACCAAAUCAACAACCAUCUCCGUCUUCCUCUCCAUUCUUCGUUUCUUCUGGUGAUCUCCGCCCAUUACCCAUCGGCCCCGCGGCGCGCAUUUUCUCCGUCCUUCCUCGUAUCCUUAGAGCUCGCGGCGUUCGCAGGACAGCCGAUCAAUACUAGGGAAACCAUCAGUCUGGUUCAUUAUGAUUGUCAGCGUGAGAGAGUCGGCGUUGGUGUGCCCGGCCGGGGAGACACCGAUGCACGCCCUGUGGAAUUCCAAUGUGGACUUGGUGGUGCCCAGCAUGCACACCCCUAGCGUCUACUUCUAUAGGCCGAACGGUUCCCCUGGCUUCUUCGAUCCCAAAGUGCUCAAGGAAGGACUCGGCAAGGCCCUUGUGCCUUUCUAUCCCAUGGCUGGGCGGUUGAGGCGUGAUGAGGAUGGUCGCAUUGAGAUCAACUGCAAUGCUGAAGGUGUGCUGUUCGUGGAAGCUGAAACGAACUCCGCUGUCGAUGAUUUUGGCGAUUUUGCCCCGACAUUGGAGCUUCGGAAGCUGAUUCCAGCUGUAGACUAUUCGGCAGGGCUUUCCUCUUAUCCUCUUUUGGUAUUGCAGGUAACGUACUUCAAGUGCGGUGGAGUUUCACUUGGUGUUGGCAUGCAACACCAUGUAGCAGAUGGAUUUUCUGGCCUUCACUUUGUUAACACAUGGUCAGACAUGGCUCGUGGUCUUGACCUGGCGACCCCACCCUUCAUUGACCGCACCCUAUUGCGUGCUCGUGAUCCGCCACAGCCUCAAUUUAAGCACAUUGAAUAUCAGCCUCCACCUGCCCUUAAAGCACCGCCACCGCAAACUACUAAAUCCGGUGCCGAGAGCACAGCUGUCUCCAUCUUCAAAAUGACCAGGGAGCAGCUUGUCAAGCUCAAAGGCAAGUCAAAGGAAGAUGGCAACACUGUCAACUAUAGCUCUUAUGAGAUGUUGGCAGGUCAUGUUUGGAGAUGUGCAUGCAAGGCACGUGAGCUCCCUGAUGAUCAAGAAAGUAAAUUGUAUAUUGCUACUGAUGGACGAUCCAGAUUGAAUCCACCUCUUCCGCACGGUUACUUUGGCAAUGUGAUCUUCACUGCAACGCCACUCGCUGUUGCAGGUGACCUCCGAUCCAAACCAACAUGGUAUGCGGCAAGCCAGAUCCACGAUGCUUUGGUUCGCAUGGACAAUGACUAUCUCAGAUCUGCCCUGGAUUACCUAGAGCUCCAACCCGAUCUAUCGGUGCUUGUUCGGGGGGCCCAUACAUUUAGGUGUCCAAAUCUCGGCAUAACCAGUUGGGUUAGGCUCCCGAUCCAUGACGCCGAUUUCGGCUGGGGCAGGCCUAUAUUUAUGGGGCCCGGUGGAAUUCCAUAUGAAGGAUUAUCGUUCAUAUUGCCAAGUCCCAGCAAUGAUGGGAGCAUGUCAGUGGCCAUCUCCCUGCAAACCGAGCAUAUGAAGGUGUUCGAGAAGCUGUUGUAUGAAAUUUAACGAGGGUUCGAGAGAACCUUUCAGGUCAGAUGAAUUGUAGCUGAUCGGAUCAAGUGCAUCGAAAUUUUUUCUCCACCCUAAAAAUUGUGUUUGUUUCCUAAUACCUUAACAAUGCAAUCUUGAUGUUCCUUUUA
Messenger RNA from Rhodamnia argentea, 1677 nucleotides. Its product is annotated as shikimate O-hydroxycinnamoyltransferase-like. Bases 239 to 1543 code for a protein of 434 amino acids. NCBI's taxonomy places the organism in Eukaryota, Viridiplantae, Streptophyta, Magnoliopsida, Myrtales, Myrtaceae. The transcript is spliced from 3 exons. The record is from RefSeq and is a predicted model, not a curated record. Gene Ontology annotation, molecular function: acyltransferase activity, transferring groups other than amino-acyl groups.